Microplitis mediator is the source of this 2087-nucleotide messenger RNA. RefSeq names its product proliferation-associated protein 2G4. The transcript has 5 exons. The coding region runs from base 77 to 1243 and encodes 388 amino acids. Lineage: Eukaryota; Metazoa; Arthropoda; Insecta; Hymenoptera; Braconidae. The record is from RefSeq and is a predicted model, not a curated record.
UAUAUCACGUGACUUCGUGCAGUAAAACUCGGGCUUAGUAUAUAAAAAUUAGUUUUUUUCCAGUAGUGCUGAAGAAAUGGCGGACAAAGACGAAAACGAGAAGACAAUCGAACAAGACUUGGUUGUUACCAAGUAUAAAAUGGCCGGCGCAAUUGUUAACCAGGUUCUGAAACAGGUCCUGGAAAAAUGCGUCGCCGGUGCAUCUGUCAGGGAGACUUGCGAGUACGCUGACAGUUUGUUGCUAGAAGAGACUAGUAAAGUUUUUAAAAAGGAGAAGGAAUUGAAGAAGGGCAUCGCCUUUCCGACCUGCAUAUCUGUCAACAAUUGCAUUUGCCAUUUCUCACCUAUUGCCAGCGAGCCAGAUCUCAUUUUAAAAGAUGAUGACAUGGUAAAAGUUGAUCUGGGUGCACACGUUGAUGGUUUUAUUGCUGUUGUCGCACACACUAUUGUCAUCGGUUCUUCUCCAGAGAAAAAAGUCACUGGUAGGAAAGCUGAUGUAGCUUUAGCUGCACAUUAUGCUUCUCAAGCUGCCUUAAGACUGUUGAAACCUGAUACUGAGACGUACGCAAUAACGGGAACGGUCGAAAAAAUAUGCGGGGCGUACAAAUGCAAGCCGAUAGAGGGUAUGUUGAGUCACCAGCUCAAGCAAUUCAAAAUAGACGGUGAGAAAACAAUAAUACAGAACCCAAAUGACGCACAGAAAAAGGAGCAUGAAAAGUACACGUUGGAGACUCACGAGGUUUACGCGAUGGACGUACUGGUAAGCACCGGCGAAGGUGUGGGACGUGAGCAGGACACCCGUGUUACGAUUUACAAAAAAACUGAAGAGACGUAUCAGCUGAAAUUAAAAACUUCCCGCAUGUUUUACUCAGAAGUAACACACAAACAUGGACUUAUGCCUUUUAAUUUGCGCACCUUCGAAGACGAGAAGAAAGCCAAAAUGGCUGUUGUCGAGUGUGUUAAUCACAAACUGAUUGAGCCGUUCCAAGUUUUGUAUGAAAAGCCUAGUGAGUAUGUCGCCCAGUUCAAAUUUACAGUAUUGCUGAUGCCAACUGGUCCUCACAAAAUAACUGGAUUGCCGUUUGAAAUCGAUUCAUUCCAAUCAGACUGCGUUGUAGAAGAUCCCGAGCUCAAGAUGCUUCUUAAUUCAUCGGCAAACCCAAAAUCAGCAAAGAAGAAGAAAAAGAAGGCAGAGAAACAAGUCGUAGGCGAAGUUGCCAUGGAAGUUGAUGCCAAGGCUUAACAUCAGUCCUACUAAAUCAUACACCCAUGACUUAUUGACAUCGUGCACUCUCAUUUACAUCCUACUCUUACAUCCAACUGAUAUAGUGUCAAGAGUGACGCGUGAUGCUUUCGUAAAACCUACCACGCAAUUGUCCAACAAAUAAAAAAUAAAUUAACCCUCCAUGGACACGAGUGUUGUUACUGUGGCACCAGAUGCUCUUGCACUGCCGCAUAUCUUCCUUGUUAUUAAAAAUAAAAUUUAAAAACUUAAAAAUUUUAAACAAAUGAUCACUUUCAUAUGCGUGUUCAUGGUUGCGAAAGUGUCUAGAUAAACUCUAUCAACUUUUGUUUUGCAUUACGCUCUUGAUCAUUCACAUUAUACUUAAUCUUUUUUUAUUACAUUUUCUCCGUAUUAUACCUCAGAGUAUCUCGAUUUAUCGCAGCGAUAUCAUAACUAAGUACUUUGAUUCAUUGAUUAAUGUAAUAUUAUUUUACAUUGUAAUUAUUAUUCAAUGAGAUCUCUCUGUAAUCAUUGUCUCGGACGGACAUCAGCCUAAUUGAUGUCUGCUUUUUUUUUUUAUUAUUAUAACAAUUUGCAGGAAUUCAAGUGUGCGUAAUUACACUUGUCUAUUAAUUUAUAGUUGCUCUCAUUUAUUUUUUUGAUGAUUUGAAAUAUCAAUUUUCACUUUAGAUAUUGAUAGAUCAAAUAAGCAAUACAUGAGUGAUUUAACUGUUUAGUUUUCGAAAUAUAUUUAUAAAAUUAUAUAAAAGUAAAAAAAAAUAAUUACUAAAUGAAUUUACAUUGUAAAAAUAAACAGAGUGUUAAUUUUGGGAGUAUUGAUAAACUGAUAAUGAUUUACAAA